This is a messenger RNA of Cylas formicarius (sweet potato weevil), 1911 nucleotides long. RefSeq names its product actin nucleation-promoting factor WASL-like. Bases 490 to 1854 code for a protein of 454 amino acids. The transcript is spliced from 5 exons. NCBI's taxonomy places the organism in Eukaryota, Metazoa, Arthropoda, Insecta, Coleoptera, Brentidae. Gene Ontology annotation, cellular component: plasma membrane. Gene Ontology annotation, biological process: actin filament organization; regulation of Rho protein signal transduction. The record is from RefSeq and is a predicted model, not a curated record. Gene Ontology annotation, molecular function: actin binding; small GTPase binding.
AUUAAUAAAAUAAUGCCUAUGGAAUUAGAAAAUCGACAUCGGCGGUAGCGAAUAGUACAUAGGAUUUCAGAAUAGAUUUUGAACAAAUUAUGCGUAUUUUUUACGCGACAUAGGCAUGAAUUUUUCAAUAUUAUCCAACAUCCUAGGGUAGACAACAAUUUGAAACAAUAUAUCAUUUUGGCAGUUGAGAAUUAAGGCUCGUUCUCUGUAGCUGACAUAUUUGCACAAAAUGUCUUGCACCAAAGGAUGCACUAAUAUGGUGUUGUAGAAAAUAUAGAUGGGAAAUCAUUAUUAGACGGUUAAAAUGUGCCUUACUACGCUCCUGCAUAUCUUUUCCCCAAGUAAGGUUAUGUAGUGACAGUGACAGUGAUUGCCACUUGUGUCAACAACGCUGUGUGUUAUUAGUCAUUAGUUUAUUAUAAUUUGGAAUUGUUUCCUAAAUUUACCAAAAAGUUUUAUAAUAUUCGAGAUCAAAUCUUCAGAUAUAGAAUGAAAAUGCCCCCUACUGAAAAUCAAAGUUCGCGUUUGCUUUCGACGGAAGAAAAUCUGCAAGUGUUUAAACUCUUGGGAAAUCGUUGCCAAACAAUGUGUACUACUGUUGUACAAGUUUUUACUACUCAGCCACCCCAUCACUCCCAAUGGUUCAAGAAAGACACGGGUAUUCUGUGUUUUGUGAAAGAUAAUAUCCGAAAAAAUUACUUUUUCCGAUUAUUCUGUCUGCGUAGCAACGCUUUGAUUUGGCAACACGAAAUGUAUAACAACAUGGAAUACAUGGAGUAUGCACCAUACCUUCAUGUAUUUGAAGGUGAGGAGUAUAUAGUUGCCUUUAAUUUUGUCAGUCAAGAUGAAGCGUCAGAGUUUAAAGAUAUAGUUGGACAAAAAAUACUAAUUAGGAAAAGAAGGGAGGAAAAGAAAGUCAAACAUAUGAGUCAGUCACAGACCUUAAGGCUUCCCGCUUCCAAUGAUAUCUACAAAAAGAGUCCAAAUCCUGAGGCGAAGUUAGCCAAACGUAGAAGAAACAUCACCAAAGCUGAUAUUAGUACCCCUAUGAAUUUUCAACAUAUUUCGCAUGUAGGUUGGAGUCCGGAAUCCGGAUAUGAUAUAAAUAGUGAAGAUGAACAGCUAAAAAAAUUUUUUGAAAAGGCAGGUGUUUCUGAAAAGCAACUUCAGGAUAAGGACACUAGGGAAUUUAUCUAUGAUUUUAUUAAUAAACAUGGUGGCCUCGCUCGGUUAGAAGAUCCUAAUACACACUUAAGUGAUGGUGGUCCACCUCCUGCUGUUCCUCCAAGGGGUCCUAUUAGACAGACUAGAGCUGCGCCUCCACCUCCACCAGUUUUACAUAGAGUUGAUAGCCCCAGAGUACAUUCAGAUGCUCUGCCUAGAAAGCCACGACCGCCUUCACCGCCCAAAACUGUGCCAAACAAUUUUACUGCUGCACCACCACCACCUCCACCUCCCCCACCUCCACCGAUGGAUAUACCCGUUGCGCCAUCUAUAGAUAUUAAUGGUCAUGCACCUACUCCUCCACCUCCUAUGAUCAACAAUGCCGCUCUGAUGGAAAGUAUUAGAAAUGGUGCUAGUCUAAAGCCAGUUGAAGGAAAAAUUACGCCACCGGAGGAUGAGGCUCGUGGCGAUUUGUUAAGUGAAAUUCGCAAGGGUAUAAAAUUAAAACCAGCGGAUGAAAGAGAAAUUAAACCCACUAUGAACACCUCAUUAAAAGAGUCUGCCCCAGGAAAUGAUUUGGCUACUGCUUUAGCGAAAGCUCUAGCUGAAAGAAGCAAAGCUAUACAUUCCGAAGAUGACGACGACGAUGAUGAUUCGGCUAGUUGGAAUGAUGAUGAAUGGGAAGAUUAACACGCCCAGAGCCACUUAUACAUAUUUUUUUAUAGUAACCCUAUAAUUACCCUAGAA